AUGGAUUCGUACCAGGCCAGGAUUGAAGACCUAAAUAGCGACAUUCUGCUUUCACAAGCAGAGAAUAUCUUCAGAACAACCAUCGACUCGUCGUCGUCCAAUCUCAGCGACCCCCGUGGCAUUGGCGAGGAAUUAGCCUAUCUCAAAGAGUUCUGCUCCAAGCUUAAGUUCCAAUACUUGGAACAGGAGACCAGAGACAAGUUUCUUCGGCUUCUUCUAAUUGAGGACAACCAUAACGUCUCCGAUGAGGAAUUGGACCGUAUAGUUAAGGAAAACGUGGAGUUGAAGCAGGCACUCAAGCAACUCAAGUCAGAAAUGGAGAAUGUACUCGAGAGUAGUGAAUCUACGGCCGAGGACGUAGUCAAACUCUCUCAGGCGUAUCAAUCUAGGCGCAUAGAGGUAGAUCAGGCACUUGCAGACGUUGAGAAUCUCCAGAACGAGUUGGAUUCGUUAUUGAAAGUGCCCGAAAACGAGAAUCAUGUAACCCUCUUCAAUGUCAAGCGAUUGAUUGAUACCGAGGAUAUUGGACUUGACCAGGCGAUUGAAAUAGCAGAAAAUGAGGUUGUGCUGGAAAAGAGGGCAUUGUCAGACUUGACCGGUGCUAUUGAAAGGGCGCAAGAUGAGGUUUCUACGAAAGAUACGUUUAUAGCUAAUCUCCUGGAGAGUUUGGCUCGAUUACAGACGUUGGUGGAGCAGGAGGAGCAGAAACCUAAGCAGAAGAUUGAGCCCAAACAGGCUUAUGCUCAAUGGCUUCGAGACCUCAAUUCCAUGGUUGAAAAAUUUGUUCCUAUUGAGAUCAAGAUCGAGAUAGAGAAGGAAGGUGGAAGUGGUGGAGCAACAACAAGCACCACCAUCAGCAUCGCAAAUACCAAGUUGAAGAUAGACCGACAGAUGAAUAUUUUACAAUGCACCAAUUCAAAGGUCACUUCUCGGCUCAUAGCAGAAGUGAAUUGUGCCGAAGAGGAUCGGAAGUUCUGGCGACUUUCGCAGCUACUCAGCGAGAUUAUCUUUGAGCAGUGA
This is a messenger RNA of Sungouiella intermedia, 1020 nucleotides long. The record is from the annotation of a GenBank genome assembly. NCBI's taxonomy places the organism in Eukaryota, Fungi, Ascomycota, Pichiomycetes, Serinales, Metschnikowiaceae.